UUAGAAAGGAUUGGACAUUAUGGACGAAAAUGAUGGCUAAAGAUACCGGUACUGGAUGGAAUCCUGAGUUGGGUACAGUUGAUGCAUCAAAGGAGUGGUGGGAGGAAAGAAUUAAGGAGAACUAGGAGUAUGCGAAGUUUCGCAAACAUGGAUUCAAGUUCAAAGAUGAACUUGAGUUUUGCUUUGCAGGUACUUAUGCUACUGGUUCGUAUCGAAUGGUACCUUCAAGUGGUGUGAAACAUUCAUCUCAUACAUCGGUGGGGUUUGAAAAACGGAACCAUGAGGAUUCAGACGGCUUUGAUACAUGGUUUGAUGAUGAUCCCUAUGUGCUCGAGCCACCCUUGCAUGAUCUGAACCUGGAUAAUAGCCCAGUACGAGUUGUUGAUGAACAACAUGAUGAGUUUUUCUCUACAGCUACUUCCCCACCUAGAGUUAAGUCAGUGACUCCAACACAUACAACUGCUAGCUUGGGUAAAAGGUCAUCUCAUAUGAGUGGAUGCCAGAUUCGCAAGAAGCGAGCCACUACCAAGGUUGAUACAAUGAACGAGCUAGUACAAGCUGUGCAUAACGUAGCUGGGAAAUUGAAUUCACCUUCACAUGAUUCAAGUAUAGGAUAUGGAGGAGGCCAAAGCCAGUAUGGAAUAGCAACCGUAAUUCUCAAGAAAAUGAUGCAUGACCAGCACAUGAGUACAGAGUUGUACCUAUUUGCAGUGGAUUUGUUGCGUGACAACAUGAACAGUGAAUUCUUUAUAGACUGUGAUGAUGCACUGCGAAUGCCCUUUAUAGAGAGAAAGUUUGAUCAAUACAAGAAGGGGACGAAUGUCGACGGUUUGUGAAUUCUGAAACAUGCUUGCCCAGUUUUGUUGCGGUUAUCAUUAUGGGAUGACACGCAUAUUAACCACUAGUUUUUUUUUUUUUCAGCUAAUGCUAAUGUUAUGUAUAGGAUGGAAUUUUUAUUACGGUUGUAUGAUGCAUUAUGUAUAUUAUGGAAUGUUGCAUACUUUGGCCAUGGAGUAAAAUGGAUGUAUUUUGAACUUUAUUUGUUACUUGUGCU
Molecule: messenger RNA, 1054 nt
Organism: Tripterygium wilfordii
Lineage: Eukaryota; Viridiplantae; Streptophyta; Magnoliopsida; Celastrales; Celastraceae
Exons: 2
Coding region: 216-836 (206 amino acids)
Source: RefSeq, a predicted model, not a curated record